Molecule: messenger RNA, 729 nt
Organism: Trypanosoma rangeli
Lineage: Eukaryota; Euglenozoa; Kinetoplastea; Trypanosomatida; Trypanosomatidae
Product: amidohydrolase
Exons: 1
Coding region: 1-729 (242 amino acids)
Molecular function (GO): hydrolase activity
Source: RefSeq, a predicted model, not a curated record
AUGAUCUUUGGCUUACAUGUUGACGCUGCAAGCCCAGCUGGCACAAUUUCGUGCAAGAGCGGUGUGAUGAUGAGUGCCUGCAAUGACUUUGACAUAGUGAUUAAAGGCGCUGGUGGGCACGCCUCCCAGCCCGAGCUCUGCACCGACCCCAUCGUGAUCGCUGCCGAGGUGGUCACGAGCCUGCAGACAGUUGUGUCGCGUCGCAUCGGGGCCCUAACCGCUCCUGUUCUCAGCGUGACGAUGUUUCAGGGCGGAACGGGCAGCUACAACGUGAUCCCCGACACCGCUCACCUGCGCGGCACGCUGCGCUGCCUGGAUCGCGAGGUUCAGGCGCGUGUGCCUGGCUUGAUGGAGGGGAUCGUUUCUGGGAUUGCGAAGGCGCACGGCGCCCAGUAUGAGAUGAGUUGGCUGGAGCCCAACAUCGUCACGUACAACGAUCCGGCGGCGUAUGGUGUUGUUAGGAACGUUGCAGAGCGAAUAGUUGACGGUGUGUCUUUUGUUGAACUCCCGACUGCAAUGAUGGGUGUGGCAGACUUUUCCGAGUAUGCUGCCAAAAUACCGGGGUGCUUGUUUUGGCUUGGUGUGGGGGACGAAAGUGGGAGUUUCGCAAGCAGACAUAAUUACAGCUCGCGGCAUCGCAUAAAUGAGGCGGCCAUGAAGGAGGGCGUGAAGAUGCACGUGGGGUUGGUAGCCGCGUUGUCAAUGUUGAAUGGCUCUUUUACGGGUUAG